Messenger RNA from Coccinella septempunctata (seven-spotted ladybird), 1542 nucleotides. RefSeq lists its product as uncharacterized. The coding region runs from base 1 to 1542 and encodes 513 amino acids. The transcript is spliced from 4 exons. The record is from RefSeq and is a predicted model, not a curated record. Lineage: Eukaryota; Metazoa; Arthropoda; Insecta; Coleoptera; Coccinellidae. Gene Ontology annotation, molecular function: catalytic activity.
AUGACGGGCCAUAGAACCUUCAGCGGGUAUUGUAAGGGGAAAACUAGAGUGACGAGAAAACCGGAGGAGGAACAGCUUAAUUUGGGAAGAGCGAAAUUAGCUCACGACGUGGGCUGGCACGACUCUGUAUCGCAGGGAGUGGAUCUCAUGGUGGUAUCGGAACCGAAUGUGAAGAUAUGCUCCAAGGAGGGAUGGAUUCUUGAUAAAAAAAAAGAUGUUGCAGUUAGGGUAUGUAACAGGAACCUAGAAGUAGCAGAGGUUAAACCAAAAAAAGGUUACAUACGUCUGGUUCUGCCUGAUUUACACGUGUAUGCAGUCUAUAUCUCUCCAAACGUCUCAUUUACAUAUUUCAAGCGCACUUUGGACGAGAUCUUCGAAUGUGUAGAGCAAAACCCUGAAAAGUCUAUCAUUAUGGGCGACAUAAACGCCAAAUCUCAGACAUGGGGAUCCCCGAUAAUAGAUGAGAGGAGAGAAUAUGUGGACGAGUGGCUGUCGCAGCUCGGAUGGGUCGCAGCGAAUAACGGGGACCACACGUUCGAAAGGGGAUCGAGCAAGACGCACAUAGAUGUUACCCUGACCUCAGAGAGUGUUUUCAGAAGGAUAAGGGACUGGACGGUGCAACAUUCAAACCCAUACACGUACCACGGGAACAUCGGUAUAGAUAUAAAGACCGCUAGAGGGAGCAGAACUGAACCACAACCUAUCAGGAAGAUAUUGAGAGCUGACCAUUUUAGAUUGGCCCUUCAGGAUUAUAACUGGGAAGACACCACUGACAUCUAUCGUGCUCUACUGAAUCUUUUUAAUGCCUCGAUAAUUGAGGAGAACGGAGCAUCCAACAAGUGGCCCUACUGGUGGAACGAGAACAUAGAUGACCAGAGGAAAAAAUAUAAUCGUCUGCGCAGAAUUUAUUCUCGUCUGAGAGAAAAAGAUACUACCCAAGUGACAAAUCUCAAAGAGGAAAUGAGAGUACUGAGACGAAAUCUCAGAAAAAGUAUUAGAAGGUCGAAAAGAGAGCACUGGAAGACACUUCUAGAUGAAUUGGACGAUGACAUAUGGGGUGAGGGGUACCGCAUUGCAACGAGACACCUCGCUGCGGGAAAGUUGAGCUAUCAGCUCCCAACGAAGAAAAGGAGAAGAAUAAUAAAAGAGCUGUUCCCCACCACCACCGAAAGCCUCGGCUCAGCCCAGAGGAUACGUGACGAUCCGGAACCCUUCACCGAGCAGGAGUUGUUACAAGCAGUUGCCUCAAUGAAGAUCCGCAAGGCGCCAGGACCAGACGGUUUAACGGUAGAGGCUCUGAAGAUUGCGAGCCAGACCGGCAUAUUGGCACAAAGCUUGGGUAAAACAACCGCAUCGAUUGUAAAAAUAGGAGAAAUUUUUCCAACAGGCUUUAUUUUACAUGUAACACCACCCUUGGAUGUCAUGUCAGUCAUAUUUCCAAGACCCUGUAUCGAAAUUGAGAGUAAAACACCAACAGCUGAAGACAUCAUUCCAGAAAAUGUGGAAAUGUCUGGUGAUUUGGAAGUACUAGGUAAAGGUUGA